Molecule: messenger RNA, 1310 nt
Organism: Schistocerca gregaria
Lineage: Eukaryota; Metazoa; Arthropoda; Insecta; Orthoptera; Acrididae
Product: probable chitinase 10
Exons: 2
Coding region: 46-1179 (377 amino acids)
Cellular component (GO): extracellular region
Molecular function (GO): chitin binding
Source: RefSeq, a predicted model, not a curated record
GGAUACAGAAAGUAGUCUUGACAGGAACAUCAACAGGGAGGCACGAUGUUGCUGCAGGGGAUCACAAUAAUCGUUUGUGGACUUCUCACUGCAUCAGUCGUCCGUGGAACACCUCUGGGAGACUGUCGACGGAGGUACAUUCUACGCCGAGCAUACCAUCUCGCAGAUGAUAAGAACUGUACCAUAUUCUACAAGUGUGCCCACGCCACGCCAGUUAAACACGUGUGUCCUGAGGGCCUUCACUUCAACAGAAGGCUUGAGGUGUGCGACUGGCCAGGGAGCGCCGGCUGCUCUGACUCGAAACACAAUGCGUCGACAACUUCAACGGCAGCAGAUGGCACGGGUAGCCCAAUGAAACAGCCUCCUGAGCGUUGCCCAGCCCCUGUAGCUUGUCCAGCAAACGAAGAUGAAAAAUCGAAUACCAAACACUUUCCUCACGCUUACAACUGUAGCCAGUUCUGCAAAUGUGAUCAUGGAGUACCCAUCAAAUUUGAUUGUCCAGUAGGACUUUAUUUCAACCCUGUUCUAGAAGUCUGUGACUGGCCACAUAGUUCAAAUUGCUCCAGUAUGUUGUCAAAUAUUCCGAGCACCACUUCUGAACCUUCUCCAACGUUUACCGAACUCACCACCACGACCGUAGAGCCACUGACUGAUGUUCCAAGUACCACAUCUGAACUGUCAGCUGAGAAUGUGUACGAAUCCACUACUAUAUCAACUGAAGAAAGUAGUCCUGAUCCUGCUACUCUAACUAUAGAAUAUACGACUGGCGCACCAACUAAUUUACCAACUGACACCACUGAAUCAUUUACUGUGGAAACUACCGUAGUAUUUAACGUUACUGACGAUACCGCUGUUGCCCCAGAGAGUUCCACAUGGCAAGAAACACUCACUUCUAGUUCCGCAAUGUCACCUGCGCCCGAGACAACUACGGCAAUAACGACUGCCUUCACUGAAGAUACUACCGUGUUAUAUGGAGAUAAAGAUGCUUGUGACAUCAUACAGUCGUGUCCAAAAUACCAUCGGCACUCCGUUGUUAAACAUUUUCCUCACCCUACAAACUGCAGUCUGUACUGUAGAUGCAACCACGGAGUAGCUAUCACUGAGAAAUGUCCUGUUGGAUUGCAUUUCAAUUCAAAGCUUGAAGUAUGUGAUUGGCCUUCAAAUGUAAAUUGCAAAUAGGAAAUCGUUGAUCAUAUUAUUUAAAUUUUUGAUCUGGAUGUUAAUUCAAUAAAUUGCCUAUCUUACUUGUAAGAUCUUUUUUCUGCUGGAAUUAUACAUUUUAAAUAAAUUGUGGAACCCUGAAUCUCUAA